Messenger RNA from Protopterus annectens (West African lungfish), 2463 nucleotides. It is a transcript of the gene RAMP1, whose product is annotated as receptor activity modifying protein 1. Gene Ontology annotation, biological process: G protein-coupled receptor signaling pathway; protein localization to plasma membrane; calcium ion transport. The coding region runs from base 952 to 1404 and encodes 150 amino acids. Gene Ontology annotation, molecular function: coreceptor activity. Gene Ontology annotation, cellular component: signaling receptor complex; membrane; cell surface. The record is from RefSeq and is a predicted model, not a curated record. NCBI's taxonomy places the organism in Eukaryota, Metazoa, Chordata, Ceratodontiformes, Protopteridae. The transcript is spliced from 3 exons.
GGUGCUACACCUCUUAGGAUUGUACAGCAAAUCCCUCUUCCAUUUAGCAACAUGUCUAGCUAUUUGUCAGCAGUUGCUGCAACAAGGGACGUGCAUCCAUGAUCCAUUCACUUGUAUUUUUAUUACAAACUUUUCCAGAGGGCUAUAAUUAAAUCGCCACCUCGCGCAAGCUCGUGGCAUCGCACGUAAUCUGAGUUAACCCUUUACAGCCCUGCGCCAGCCACCAAUUCCUUCACAAGGUUCGAGUCAGUCCACUUAAAUAAAAGCACGAGUGUCAGAGAAUGACGGUUCUAGUCCUGCUGGCUUUUUAGUCCAGUCUUCAGCUCGGGACCACAGUCGGUAGGUGGCUGCAUGAGCUGUUCCUCAUCCACCACCAGAACAUGGAAAUCUGACUGCACAAUCCUAAGUGACUUUUCCUGUUAAGAAUUGAAACUGACACCUGCUCUUCGCGACCUGCUGGACGACUGAAGUCACGGGUUGGAAAGGCAGGAGGGUCACCUCACUGGCCACAACAACGCCCAUUCUCGUGACUAAUGGAAAAGGCCGAACUGCUACUACACUUUCUAUUACAAACUUCUUUUCGUUGAUUUAGAGAGGACGUGGCUUAGUUCAGAACUGCAGUCAACACAAGGUGAUCUACAGUUUAUAUUUCUAAGGCAAACAUCUGAACUCCACCACGCCACUACCCCGAAAGCCACAGGACCCACUUCUCAGAUGGGUGUACAAUAAUUUUAUCCUUACACUGGUGAAGGUUUAAUUGAUCACCACUUUCGAGAAUCUGAUGGAUCACUCACUGUUAAGCACGUAAAUAGUCAUGGCUGGGAUCGACCUCACCGAAGAGUGCACCAGUGCAGUCCAUAUAACUGAUGGUCCUUCUACUGUAAUUAUAAUUACUCAACCUUAAGCUGCAGGACAUAGACUUUUGGGAUAACUCGUAGAAGACAUUAAGUCAUGGGAUCCCUGGAUAUUUCCUUUGUCCCCCGGCAUCUACUCCUCUGGGUAAUUGUAGCACACCAUUUCAUCCUUGUUACUACUUGUGAAAAUGCCCUCUACAGUCAGUUCAUCCAGGAGUUUUGUUUCGAUUCAUUCAAGUUUGUAAUGGACGCCACUGAUGAAAAAUAUUGGUGUGACUGGGAAAAAACACAAAGCUCUUAUGGUGAUCUUACAAACUGUACUAUCCUGAUAGCGGAGAAAUUGAAAUGUUAUUGGCCCAAUCAAGUUGUGGAUGACUUCUUCAUAACUAUACAUCGAAAUUAUUUCAAGAACUGUCCUCUGACAGGAAGGGCACCUAGAGAUCCUCCAAAUAAUGUACUGUGUGCAUUUAUCAUGGUUCCCAUGCUUAUCACACUCCUAAUGACUGCAUUGGUGGUUUGGAGAAGCAAAUACAAUGAAGGAAUAGUGUAAAGCUACAAGCUCUUGCUAAAUAAAUAUUUUUUAGUUGAAAUGUUGAUGCUAUCUUGAAGCAACUUCUGUUGAGGUUAAGUUCCCUUGGUGUUUGUAGCAGUAGCAGCAUAUACUCAUUUGAAAACUUCUGCAGGAUCGAAUAUCAAAGGACAGCAAAACACUUUCUAUAUUUUAUAUCAGACAGAAAUAAAUAUGAAAGCUGCAGCAUGACUGUCAAAUGAGUUGGGCAUUAUGAACAUCACAGAAAGAUGCAGUAUAUAGAAUGUUCCAAAUAAGAGAUGUAAAGUGAAUGUUAAUGCCGCUCUGUAAAUAUGCUAAAAAGGCAAAUUACAGGCUAUGCUAUAAUACUGAACUAGAGUAACUAUUGGAAAUCCCAUGAACAUCACUAUUAUCUUGCAAUGAAAGUAUUAUAUUGUGGCUACUAUUUCUCAAUAUAAAUAGAACUGCAGUGGUAACUCCUUAACAGACUAUUUGUUAGUUGAUUUUUAAUGUGCACAGGAUUUUUUUAUAAAUACUGGAUAACUAAAGUAUAAGUAGACCACAUUUAUAUCCUUAAAAUAAACAUGUGUAUUUACUUUUUGAGUAAAAUGAAGAGUUUUGUUGCAGACAUAUUUUUUCUCAUGCUAUGUGAAAGCUAUAGGACUGUAUUACAUAUUACCACGAUUCUCGGCUUGCUGGAUAUAUUUCUUACCAUUUGUACACAGUAGCAUCAAAGUUUAUGUCGUGGUCAUUGUGUUACUGCUAUGGUCAUGCAGCAGUAAAACUAAAGGCUGGUCAUUUAUACUAAAACAUGACCUCAUUUGGCAAAUCCUAUUUUAUUUAUUUGUUAUGCUUAGUCUGCGUUAUGCUGCUGAAAACUGAUAGAAAAAGACAAUUGUUUUGGAAUUUUGCUGUAGAUUAAAAAUAGUCAUCUAAUAUUUCCAUCUCAUGUCACAACCUUUUAUUUUAGUAGCAGAUACCACAAAACUGUUGAAGUCUAAUUUAUGGGAUAAGUUUUGAGGGCACCACUUCUGCACAGUAAAACAUUGAACAGAAUAAAGAAAAUUCAUCUAGAAUUUC